AUGGGGAAUACGACAGGCUCUGGCCGUCCAUCACGGCUCUCAUUUCAAGAACAAGCGCAGAUAACACGUCUUUCUUUACCGGCUCAACACAACCAGUUGACACGAAGCAACAUCGAACAGAUCAUUCCUUUAAUGCGGGACAUUACAAAUGUCUUGAAGCUUGGUGCGGUGUCUAAGAAGUGUGCCUCAUCGAUUAUCCUCUCCAAGAAAAAUCCGUUUUACUCUCCGGACACUUUAAAACAAGAAUUGAUCAUCUUCUCUGGCAUUAAAGUGGUUCAGACGUCCGUCCAACAUCUCUCAGAAGUGCCUAAUGGCAAGACAGACUAUUUCUAUAGUGUCAAAAUCAAUUACGAGAGUGAAGAAGACAUCCCCGUGAAUUGGAAUCUCUAUGGCCAAAGUGUCUUGUUAUUAGAAUUGCAAGUGUUAAAAGACGUCGAAUUUAACUUCAAACUCUUUAAAAGCCUUCAACGCGUCAAACUGAUCUUUUGGGCGACGACGUCGAAGUCUUCGAUGGAGUCGAUGGUCGAGUCCUUACUCUUCUGUGACUCGCUCAAAAGUGCCAUUCUCGAGGUCGACACGUACAUCGAAGAGUUCACCUACGCCCUCCACCAACUGACUCUGAAACGCGUUUUUGUGGUCCUCAAACUCAACACCUUCUCUGAAAUCGACUAUGUCCAACUCUUUCAAAAUACACUCGACGACGGCAGUGAGAAAAUUGAAGACAAACUCUAUCGGAAGUACUUACAUCUUUCGACACAUUCAAUCGGCUCGUUAACUCACGUUUUGACGGGGGAAGUGUGUCUGUUGCCCGAUGAAAAUGGUCUCACACUGCCAUUAUCAAGACAUGUGGAAGACAUCGAGGCGAUAGCGUGGAGGUAUUUACCUACCACUUUAAAACUCAAAGGAACAACACAAAGCGACAUUAACACCUUCAAAAGUUCCAUCAAAAGUUCGAUGAAAAGUUCGGUGAAGCGCUCCCUUGGGAAGUUCAGUGAAGAGUCCACACAAGCACUUCUCUCCUUAAAUUUGACUCAAGUGACUUCGCUGACGUCUUUGACCCUCGAAGACAUCAAAGUCUUCCAAACGCAGACGGUGUGUCUGCCAAGUUCGUUGUGUGCGUUGAAUUUCAAAGACGUUGUACUCACCGACUCGACGCAGAAGACACCGAAGAAGAAGAAUAACAACGCCGACCUCUCAAAAGUGACUUCAUUGACUGCGAUGACUAUCAUUCAGUUAUCUGGUGACAUCAAUGUGUGUCUUCCUUCGUCUCUCAAAAGGUUUGAAGGGUAUGUCCCAAGCAAUCAAAAGAUCUAUGCCAAUUUAAGUCAAGUUGAGAGUCUUAAAAUUCACGGAGAGUUAGCCGAGAGUGUUCCCGAGAGUGUGACGGAGCUGACGGUAUAUAAAAAGUGUGAGUUAACUCGGUGUACCAAGCUCCGCGAAUUGACGAUCGAACGCGCUGAAAAGUUCAGGAGUCUCCCGCGCAGUGUCACCAAACUGACAAUCAAACAAACAAAUGAGAGAGAAAUUGCGCUGAGCACUUCCAAUGUGAAAGUCUUUGUUCUUUUCGACUCGAAAGUUCAGAAAUUAGACGUGCCGGCGACUCUUCAAAGUGUUCGAACGGAUUAUAAGAUUCAAGACGUGGGGAGGUAUAAAGGGUCGAUGUUGAUUAAGUAUAAAUGA
Molecule: messenger RNA, 1680 nt
Organism: Entamoeba invadens IP1
Lineage: Eukaryota; Evosea; Mastigamoebida; Endamoebidae
Exons: 1
Coding region: 1-1680 (559 amino acids)
Source: RefSeq, a predicted model, not a curated record